This is a messenger RNA of Cryptotermes secundus, 1748 nucleotides long. RefSeq lists its product as uncharacterized. The transcript is spliced from 5 exons. Gene Ontology annotation, molecular function: growth factor activity; heparin binding. The coding region runs from base 194 to 634 and encodes 146 amino acids. Gene Ontology annotation, biological process: mesoderm morphogenesis. Lineage: Eukaryota; Metazoa; Arthropoda; Insecta; Blattodea; Kalotermitidae. The record is from RefSeq and is a predicted model, not a curated record. Gene Ontology annotation, cellular component: extracellular region.
GUAGUCCAAGAGAAGGUGAUCAAUAGCUCGUUGCUGGCAGUGCCCCGUUUCAGUUCAGUCCAGCCAGCAUCCGCUUGUACUCGUGGUUGCCUGGCGCUACUACAAACAUCUUACAGUUCAUCUUCAAGAUCUUCGGUCCGUGAGGGGCUUCUCGACUUGUAGCAGCAGCAUCUUGGCCAGUUCUCCUCCAAGGAUGAAGUGGAUGGCGAUAAUGUUUGCAGCACUGGUGCUGGUCACUCUAGCUAUGGCUGAAGGUGAAAUAUGGGAGGAGGAUGACCAUGAGGUACUGAUCCGCAGCGAGAGGGGAGCUAAGAAGAGAGACCCUUGUCGCUAUGUGAAGGGCACGUGGUCAGACUGUGAUCCAAAGACAAACAUGAGGUCUCGUAUUCUCACCCUGAAGAAAGGAGACCAAAACACUUGUGAGCAGACAAAAACAAUCCAGAAGAAGUGCAAGAAAGCAUGCCGAUAUGAGAAGGGGUCAUGGAGUGAGUGCUCAUCCCAAAACCAAAUGACAAGGAGUGACAGCUUAAAGGCUAACAGCGACCCCUCAUGUGAACAGAGCCGACAGAUCACUAAGAAGUGUAAAAAUAAGGGAGCUAAGAGCAGCAAAGGUGGACAACGCAACAGAGAGUAAUCCCAGAUGAGUAAGGGUCCAGAACUGUAUCAACAUUGUUCUAGCUUAUUGAAAGAGUAAACAUUUCAUCAUACUUCAUUCGGGUCCUGAGUUUCCAGUUUUCACCAGCAAGCAAUCAGCGCCAUGAACAACAUCAUGAAGUCAGAAGAGUAUACUUCUGACACUAAGAAGAAGGAAAGUCCAGGAACAUUAGGAAUCUGAUUUGUUCACCACAUGUUUAAUAUAAAACCAUUACAUAUAGUCACUAGGACUUCCAAAAAAUAUUUCUAUGUUCAUCACCUUUAUAUAUUCUUCUCCAACUGUUGAAAAUGCAUAUGUGGAAUAGGACCCAGAAAAUGGACUAACUUACUUGCUAGUACCAUGAGUAUUGCCAGUGUUCUGGAACUAUCAGCAGUGAUCAGCUCAUUUGACUUCAACCUUGCAGCAAAUUACACAGGGGUUGUUGUGUAUAGAUUGGUCUAGAGAAGUAAUUUUGGAUGUUUACAACAUUGUGUGCAUUUAUCUUAUUAUAUUAAUUAUUCACAAAUGAAUAAAGUGUUUCUUAAAUAAUUCCAAAGAAUCCUACUAGUUAAAAUUCAGUAAAACUUCUCAAUCCCAAGUUUUAAUUUUCCAUAUUUUUAAAUGUUGUAAAUGUUUGUGUGUAUCCCUGAGACCUCUAACAAUUUUAAAAAGAGUGCAAAAAUAAAUCCUAAAAAAGAGCAUCCAUAUUUUAUAGUUAAAUCACGUUUUCCUCACUGAGAUUCAUGUAAUAAUAUGCCUGGUAGAAUAUCCUAUCUAGAAAUCUAUACUUAGCACAACAACUUGUGCUGCAGCAUUGUCCUUGAUUAUUACACUAACACAGUUGGGCCAGAAAAAUGAAUCUGGUGUUUUAACAUUUAAUUCUAAAUGCAGAAAAAAGAGAACAUUUUAAAAUUUUAUUAUAUUGUAAGACCAUCAUACUAAAAUGUCUCAGUUUUUGAACUUCUGGUGUGCUGUAGCACAUGUAACACUGUAAAAUGUAUUAGUAUCAUAAUCAUAUAGAAGGGGGUUAAAUAUGGGGUACAAAAUGUUUUGAUGGAUUCAAAUUGUAAUUGUAACAAAAAUUCAGUAAAAUAAAGAUGAAAUUUUAAAGCUA